AUUACUCAAAAUUCGAAAAAUAUUCCCUGCUUUCGAUUUUCGAAUUUCCCAUUUCCAAUUUGGAGCUUACAAAAUUGUCAAUAUCUUGAGUUAGGCGAAAUUCUCAAGUAUAGUUAAAUCGCUGAGCCAAGAUCUCUAGUUAUCCUUCGUGAGAAAGUGAGAGAGAGUACCGGAAGUGAACCAUGUCCUGGUCGAGUGGCCUGAAUAGGGCAUCCCUGCUGCCCCAGCUGAAACCAUGGCAGCGCUUCGACUGGAGGUCCUGCAUCCAAUCGCAGAUCUAUCGGGAUUGGGGCACCUACUACACCCGCCGCCUGAUGAGCCAGACGGCACUGGCGGCUUUUGGACGGGCGGUGGAUGUGUGCAAGGAACCAGGACCGUAUCUCAAACCAAUGCCCUGCCUGGCAAAGAGCUGCCAAAGCAGGGACAUUGGUGUCUGCGUCGACGAUUACAAGUCCUUUUUCAAGCGCAGUCGCUGCCAGAGGGCACUGGCCCGUCCGGAUCUGGCCUAUGUUGAUGCCCAGCGGGCGGAGCGGGCCCUGGCCAUCAUCCAACAGGAUCAGCCGCAGAGCAUCCUGGCGGCGGAUAUUGUGGCGGAACAGGGUGCCGCUCUCAACGACAUGAAUGCCUUUGAGAUGGCUCUACUCACGCUCGACGAUGCCGAGCAGCAGUUUGCAGUGAAGCACCAGCAAGGACGCUUUCGGAUGAUGAAGAAAAAGACCCUCGCCGUGUUUGAUGAUACUGUGGGUGAAUCACUGCCUCCGUUUCUGCAGCGGAAUGCAAGGAUCAUGGAAGAGGCCGCUCGUCAUCGUCAGGAAUUAGCCAACCAUGUCUCGCGUCCCCUGUGGAAGGUACUGCGCGAGCGGGAGGAGUGCGAUGUCCAGAGUAUACCCGAGGUGCCGCCCAUCUCGCUGACACCGCUGGAGCGGGCCAGAAGGCGCCGGAACGAGACCCGAUACACUGACACCUACCUGUGGCACAGCACUGUAGAUGUGGUGUUACUGCGGCAAUUGCGAAAGGAUUUGAAUUUUCUCAAUCCCCACAAGCUGCGAUCCACGCCGUAUCUAAGGCAUCUGAGUGGCGACAGGUAUGCCGUCAUCCGACGAUUCCUGAAAAUGCUGCACGCACAGAAUCCACUGUACAACCGAGAGCACGCACGGCACUUGAGUGAGAAGGUGAAGCAUCGACGACGGGAGAUGCGUCUGUUCCAUGUGGAGCACAAGACCCGGAGGGACUGCCUGCGGAUGCUGCGGGAAGUGCGAGCUCGGCGACGCGAGGGAGAUGUGGAUAAGCUAUCCGACUAUGUGGAGUCCAUCAUGUCCAGUUAUAUUGAGCAGAAGACACACCGCACGUUACCCUGGAAAUGGGAGUUCCUGAACGAUGUGUACAAUAUCCUGGCCCUGGCCUAUCUGGAUCGCUGUACCCUGCCCAGCAAUGUGGACUUUCUGGAACCGCAAAAUCGUUACCUACUGUAUUUGCUACGACCGGAGAGGGUCCGGGAUAUGUCCGUCACAUUUGGAGGUACCAAUAUAUACCUGGAGAUCGAUCGGGAAGAGAAGGCCCACAGCCGGAUCAACCAGAAACUGGAGCAGCUGGAGGAUCGGCUGAGACACUCCCGGUAUGCCAUUGAACGGGCUUACCUUCUGUUUGAGAUUGCGCGGUGUCAUUUCAAGAAGGCGCGGUAUGACAAAUGCCUGAUGAUGUCCCGAAAGGCCUUUAACGAGGCCCGCAGCUGCAACAGCUUGGUGUGGCGAUUCAAUAGCAUCUUUCUGGUGUGCCAGGUCCAUGCUCUGCUCAACAGCUUCGAGCGACUCAAAGAGUCUCUGGCCAAAGCCAGCCAGUUGGCGCAGGAUCUUAGGGCUAUGCAUCUGGUGGCCUUCAUAGGCAUCUGCAUCAAUGUCAAUGACUAUGAUCUGGCCAUGCGAAGGAUACGCCAGUCGGAGACAUAUGUGAGAAGGUCCCGAAUCAAAAGCGCGGCUGCUUCGGUGUCCUCACUGACAUCGGACACAACUAUUACGGGGGAUAGUGCAUAGGAUUCACCUAGUGUCCAGUUGCACCUGUUGGCUCUUCAAUCAACUCUUCUAUAUGCUAAAUAGAAGGGUUGAAUGAGGAGCCCUGAGGCAAUUGGACAGAAGGUGAUGCCGCUUUUUACCUUUUGAACUUUGUGGGAAUGUGUAAUUUUAUUAAAUAGAACAUAG
Molecule: messenger RNA, 2195 nt
Organism: Drosophila serrata
Lineage: Eukaryota; Metazoa; Arthropoda; Insecta; Diptera; Drosophilidae
Gene: p-cup
Product: presidents-cup
Molecular function (GO): protein binding
Source: RefSeq, a predicted model, not a curated record